GAAGGAGGAAGGGAGGGAGGGAGGGAGGGCGAGAGAGAGAAAGAGGAAGGGUGGGAGGCCUUUAGGGGUGGAAAAUCGUUGGAGAAUACCGUCGCGGUGAAAUCACUCCUCUCGAACGCUCGCGAGACGAUCAGACCGCGAAGCAUCCCCCGCCGGGGCCGUCCUGCUCCCUUGCCUGCCUUUCGCCCCUUUGCCCUCUCGCUGGUAGGAUGGAAGUGGAGGAAGUGGCUGUCUGAUCUUGGACGGAAUGACAAUAAGACUCCCCUUUGAUUAAUCGACGGAACAGACAGAAAGAUAGAGAGAGAGAGAGAGAGAGAGAGAGGAAUAGAGAGUAAGUGAGAGAAAGAGGGAAUUAGUCCUCUCGAGACGGCGGAUUGUUUUGCAAGUGCUAAGAAGUUCUGGUUGUUAAUAGAACUGACUAAAUACAACUUUAACCGAGUAAGUUAGACAUAAAUCCACCGAUUCGAAGCAAGCGAUGCUUCGAAUAGCGUCGUGCAUUGAGAUAUCACGCCUCUCCAUUAAAGCCGACAAGUCUGUUAAAAUGAAUUAAUACGCAACAUUCUCUCUUGCGAUAAUAAAAUAAGAAGAAUAUUUCCGGUGUCGACCUGUGGAUCGUCCCCGAGCGUUUCAGCGCGAUAAGAUACGUGUCGAAGUGUUACGAGUGCAACGAUUAAUCAAGUGAUUAACGAUUGUUCCUCUUCCAACUCCCCCUCCCCCUCCCCUUCGACUUAAAGGAUAAAGUUGCUCGACUAAUCCUUUCGUUGCAUCCGACCGUCGAAGAACUUUCCAGACACAGAGUAGCGCGGGGGCGGGCGAGGUGCGCGACAAUAACGCGAAUGAAUUCGGGAGGAGACGGGAUAAGUAGAGUGGAUCGAAAUUAGAAUCGUGUGCAGCGAGUGGAAGAGGGUCGGCGCUUGAUCAGGCGAACCGGCGGAUCCAAGCUCAAGGUGCACUACUGAAAGGAACUCAUUUGCUUAAAGAGAUCUUUUGCAGUACACGGCCCACAUCUCUGUAAAAUUAUAUAUUACACGGUCAUAGAGAACACAUAUACUUGACGAGGCGCGUCUCCAUCCGCGAAAACACGACAAUAAUACGCGAGAAAAAUAUCCGCAAGUAUUAACGGUAUAUCGAAAAUAAUAAUUUGUAAUAAUCGAUCAUAAAACGUCGACGAGGGAAUAAUCGACGGGAUUCCGAGGCCGGCCGGAUGUUUUCGAAUGUCUAUCUUUAUUUGAGCCGGCGACAGGCGUCAAUUUGAACGGUGAGUAAUCUGAGGCUCCAUGCAUCUUCGUGAACGAGUGACGAAUGCCGGGACGUAAUCGACAACGAUAACCAAACGUUAACAAAUCACAGUGAGGACAGCGGGGGAAUUUGUGCGAUCGGAAGAGAAACGACAGAGUAAUCGGAGGACACCGCGUCGGCGAAAACUCUCCGUUACUGUCAAGAACCUAUAGUUUAAGAAUAGUUUGAUGGGCAUGGGGAAACUGAUGGUAAUGUAGCAGCUGCAGCGAGAGCAAUUGAACACCCUUAAGUACGAGGACAAUAAAGUUGAGAGCGGGUGAUCGGAAGUAACCACGUGAAAACAACCGAAUAGCUGCUGUUGAACUCGAUAUCGCAAGGUAAUAAAAAAAGAGACGACAAUAUAUUUUAGCAACCGGAUCGAUCGGGAAAAGACAAGAAUAGUGACGGUAAUAGGCGCGAGAACGUUAUCCUGAAAUAUUAAGUUGAUGCAAAAGCGUAGAAUCUUGAUACAUUCGAUUUCUGAAAUAUAACAACGAAAGGCCCGGCAAUCCUUUUGCACUGAUUUAGCAGUGAUACGCCAGUGCAACGAGAAAGCGCAGAGUGAAAGAAACACAGAUUUGUCAGCCGGGCACUUCGAUGCGCCUCGAUAGCAGGCGUUCGAGCUUAAGGGAUUCGCACACGGUGUGAGUCGGUGUGAGUCCUGUGUGUUCGUCGUCGUCGUCGUCCUGCCACGCGCGCUGCCUGGACGAGGGAGCCGGGUGCGGGGGCAGGUCCUUCCCGGUGUGGAAUGACAAUAAGGAGGUGCCGUAGCCGCGGGGUGGUAUUAUGCCGGGGACGACGGAUUUGAGCGUACCGCCCAAGUGCCCGGCGAAGGUCCCCCUUCGUGGGAUGGCACUCGGGACGCUGGCCGAGAUAGCAGUGAGACUCGUGAUUAGCGGCUACAUAUUCGCCGUGGUCGUCUACGUGAACGCCAGCGGCAACUGGGAUAAGGACGAUGACCUAGUGUCCACGUCUAAGGUCAGCGCCGUACUUGGCCGUACUGCCACUUUGCCUUGCGACAUUGAACCGUCCACGCGAGAGGAUCGCGUCUACAUGGUCCUUUGGUUCCGCGAUUACGCAGUGAAACCCAUUUACAGUUUCGACGUGCGGGGACGUGCUUUCAACAAGGCCCUAAACUGGUCGGACAGCACCGCCGUGGGGCCCAGGGCCUACUUCGUCACGGUGACGAAGCCGGCCGCGCUCUCCUUGGAGGCGGUCCAGCUCGACGACGAGGGGCUCUACCGAUGUCGGGUGGACUUCAAGAACUCGCCGACCAAGAACUUCCAAGUGAAUCUCACGGUGAUCGUGCCGCCGCACCAGCUACUCAUCUACGACAGUUCCGGGGUGCAGGUGGAGAGCAUCGCCGGGCCGUUCCAGGUCGGCGUCGAGUUCGGUCUGUCGUGCGAAGUGAGGGGAGGGAAACCCACGCCGGUGGUGAGCUGGCUGGUGAACGGCAAGGAGGUGGACGGCAGACUCGAGGAGUUCGGCCAGAACAUCGUCGUCAGCAAAUUGACGGUGCCGCAGCUGCGCCGGGAACACCGCAACACCACGUACAAAUGCCAGGCGGCCAACACGCAUCUUAUACCGCCGCUGGAGAAGACCGUGAUCCUCGACGUUUAUCUGAAACCGCUCACCGUGAAGAUACUGUCGAAGCUAACGGUCAUGGAGACGGAGAAGGACUACUCCAUCACCUGCGAGACGACAGGCUCGCAUCCCCGCGCCCGCAUCACCUGGAUCGAGGGAAACGAGACGUUCCUCAACGGCAAGGUAAUGGAGAGCGGGAACGCGUCGGCGGUGCUUAGCACCCUGAUAUUCUCACCCGUCCCCGACGAUCACGGCAAGAUCCUCAAGUGCCGCGGCGAGAAUCCGGCCUUGGCGGACGCGUACUUGGAGGACUUCUUCAAGUUGAAUGUCGUCUUCCCGCCUAAGGUACAGCUGCAUCUGGGCAGCACUCUGAACGCGGAGAACAUAAAGGAGGGCGACGACGUGUACUUCGAAUGCAAAGUCCGCGCCAAUCCGGAGCAUCACAAAAUUACUUGGCGCCACAACGGCGGCGUGUUGACGCAAAACUAUUCCGCCGGUAUCAUCAUGAGCACCCAGAGCCUGGUGCUGCAGGGCAUAGGACGCGACAACGCGGGAAAUUACACGUGUCUCGCCAGCAACGAUCGUGGGGAGACGACGAGUCCGAUUGUGAACCUGAGAGUGCAGUUCGCGCCGGUCUGCAAGAUGAAGGAGGUGACGAUUAUCGGGGCUUCUCUCGAGGAGUCCGUGAAGGUGCGCUGCGAGGUCGAUGCCGAUCCGAACGAGGUGGACUUUGUCUGGGAGUUCAACAACAGCGGCGAGAACUUCGAAGUCGCGCCGGCCAAGUUUGACGGCAACAACGGCACCAUGAGCGAGCUCGUCUACACCCCCGAAUCCGAGAGGGAUUACGGCGCCCUGACCUGUUGGGGUAGAAACGCGAUAGGAAAGCAGGAGGCGCCCUGCAUCUAUCAAGUCAUUCCAGCAGUGAAACCGAAUCCCCUGAACAACUGCACCAUCAAGGCGUCGCUCAACCAAAGCUCGGAGAUCCUGGAGGUCGAAUGCGUGCCAGGAUACGACGGUGGGCUUCAUCAGGAGUUCAGGCUGGAGGCUUACGAGGUGCUGACCGGUAAUCUCCGAGUGAACGCGUCCAGCGUAUCGGCCGAUCUGCCGAUCUUCCGGAUCGCCGUAGCCGAUCUCCUGCCGGCCACGCAUUUCUACCUAGUGACCUAUGCCGUGAACGCCAAAGGCCGCAGCGAAGUGUCGCUGUUGGAGGACAUAAUGCUGCGCGAUUCAGAGAAGCAUACAGACACUGGCGUCAGCAUGCUGCCGUUGAUCCUGCUGCUGGUUGGCUGCCUGCUGGCCUUCGGCGCGACCGUGAUCUCCGUGAUGCUGAUGAUGUAUCGACGACGCGGCACCACGUCACCGGUGCACAUCGAGCCCUACAUGAAACAGCCGAUAAUCACACCGCCGGACUCGAGGAACAAUUCGAUGCUGGACGUGACCCACGGCGACCACACGUACUUCGUCGAGUACACACUGAAGCAGGUCACCGAUUAUGCGCUCAAUAAUCAACCGGACAUCAUACAGUCGCCGCAAGACCAAGAGAAGAUCAAACGUGAGCCACAGCUGUUUUUGCCGGUGAGACCGGACACGCUGUUCGCGCCCUAUGACAUUCACAAGCAGGGACUGCAAACAAACAGAUGCAGCCUGAACCCGUUCUCCGCAAAGUCCUGGGAGCCCAUCAGCUUCAAAGCCGAUCGCAACCUGAUGAAGGAGAUCAUCAUCGCCAAUUCCAUACCGGGCCCGGAGAGCUGCGUAUAAACUUGAUCGCAGAAGUGAAUCGGGAGAUGCAACAGCACACACACAUUUAUUUACAAUACACACACACACACACACACACACACACACACACAUACACAGACAUAGAGCAUAUCAUAAGGGCAAUCGAUUUGGGAAGCCUGAAAACUGUACCGCGCGCCGUCGAUCGAUGCCACGACGGAUACACGCGGAUAUCAAAGACAAAGUCAACGAAUCUUGUGUCUCGCUUGUUAACGCGCGCCGGUGUGACAUAUCACGAUGACGAUAUCGUAGCAGACAUAUCAGCAUAUCGUAGAGCAUAUCGUGGCGCGCCACGAUCUCUCCCGAGAUCAUCGAGAGUCCUUAGGAUCCCCCCGUCGAUCCAGCGCGAGACCGGGGCGAGGAGUCGUCGCGAGAGACGAUUUAGUCGCAUAAUUUAACCGAACGCUACACGUGGUGUACUAUUCCAAGUUUAAUAUAUUUUGUGUCAAGUC
This is a messenger RNA of Monomorium pharaonis (pharaoh ant), 5090 nucleotides long. It is a transcript of the gene side-III, whose product is annotated as nephrin. The transcript is spliced from 15 exons. The record is from RefSeq and is a predicted model, not a curated record. Lineage: Eukaryota; Metazoa; Arthropoda; Insecta; Hymenoptera; Formicidae. Bases 2065 to 4620 code for a protein of 851 amino acids.